AUGGCGGAAUCCAUGAUUGAAAACGUGUUUUUCUCAUUCGUUCCAUCAUUUUGCGACAGUUCGGGUUCCAGGUCGGGCAUCAGACAGCUUGUUGAUAUUGCAGAAGACAGCAAACUUUUUACAUUGCAGAAGCCAGGAAAAUUGCAUGAAAUUAUUGGUCAUAUCAACACCUGUCUGAACUCAGCAAAGCAAAGGGUAGAAGGUUUGGUGUUCCUCGACAAAGUACUUGAACAAUGUGUAACAGAGGUAUUCACACACAAUACACUCACAUGGAUUCGUUUCAUGAUUCAGAUUUUCCAGUCACAUGAUCCUCCAAGCACACAGCGUCUGGCAUGUUACGUUUGUAGCAGAAUUCUGGGCAUUGUCAGUGACUUCACAUCCUUGAGUCGGGAGGUUACCUCCCUUGUGCCACAGAUCAUCUCUGCCCUGCUCUCGGCUCCAACAGAGUGGAGAAAUGAAGCAUGCCUCUGUAUCAACAGCUGUAUAUCAAACUAUCCUGGUCCCUGUGCUGCAUUCAAGGGCAAGAUUGAUUCAUAUGUGGUGAAGGAACUCUCUUGUGAUGUUGUAUCAAAGGAAGUGAUGCGGUGCUUCGCUCUGCUGAGUCGGUGUGGAGGUGGAGGAAACAUGGGCCUGAAGCACACAGAGGGCUGGAGUGUACAGUUUAACCGAGUGGUCAACAGUUUACACAGAUUGUUUGACCACUUGUAUGAAGGGCUUGACACAGUCAUGUCACCUGUCACUGGGGAGGAUGGAACAAGGGUCAUACCCCUGGAGGAUUUGCCCACAUCAUACCCUCAAAGGUACCAUGCCCUUAUGUCCAGGUGCCACGCCUACUCUGGCUGCCUGCAGGCCUUACUCAGUGAGAGUUUCCAAGCUCUUGUGAAAAUUCCCGCCCAGGCAGUCCUGAACCUUGUCUGUAGGAUCCUGUCUGUUAACUGUAAAAUGCUGGUAGCUAGACCUUCUACAGAGCGACUUUUAUUAGCUGGAUUUAUACCAUCUAUACACAGAUUAGCCAUCUCUCUCCUCUACAACCUCAUCAAAUGCUGUAAACUUCACCUUCUGCCUCACACCAAGUUGGUACUGACUCUGCUGGUACAAGAACUAGUCUGGAGUCAUUCCACUCCAAACUACGGGCAGGCGCGCCCCUACAGUGAACUGAGGAAGAGUGUAUACAACUGUCUGACACUAUGGUUCCAAAUGACAGUUACCUUCGUAGAGACAUCCACUGAAGACUCAGCCUUAUGUGAGGAGAUACUUCAUGAUGCUGGAAUGCAACUUGAUACAUUCAAGCUUUCUAGUGGUGCAGGAGAUAGUACCAGUAAGUCUGAUCCUCAACCGCCUCCUCGCAAGAAAAAGAAGACAGGUUACCAGGAAAUAUCACAGGGUAUUAGCUCCCUGAGGAAGAUUGACAGGUUGGCAGGGGCAGAUCUGGUGUCAGCAGCAUUAGAGGCCCUUUACUGGUGGCUCACAGCAAUUGGAUCUCAAAUGUCACAGAAAAUAUUACAGAAUGUACAGGAGUUUGCUAUUUCGACAUGCCUUGCAAUGUUCCAACAGAGGAAGAACUCAGAGAUUCCUUACAGAGACCCAUGUUGUAGAUACCAGAUACUAAGGGUACUGCUGGCCUGUUGUCUAGUGCCUCAUCCCUCGACACCCUCACCGCUCCACUGUUCCUUAGGGAUCUUCAGGAUGGGGCUUCAUGACCAGUCCUUUAAGGUUAACAAGAUUUGUUUGGAGGCACAAAGAACUCUAGAGGCACUGAUUCAUCCUCGUGCACCUUGUAUUAAAGCCCCAGUGGUGGUUACUCAAGUGUUAACUGUGGGAGGCAGUAAGGACAGUCAGACAGAUCAAACAGUGGACACAAAUAAGGACCUUAAUGGUCAUCAUGACAUUGAAAAGUCUUCAAAUUUCAUACAGCAGCAAUCUGAUUCCCAAAAUUUCACAUCAUCACAUAAACGGAGAUCACUUUUUAGUCAUUCAGAAAACAGCAGUGACUUUGAAAUCGGAGAGGCUGGGAAAAGAAUAUUUUCAAGGACCAAAAAUGAUGAUAUGUCAUCACAUGUUCAAAACGAAAGUAAAACAAAUGAAGUUACUGCAGCCAUUAGUAGAUACAAUGAUGACAUGGAAGCAUCUACAUCUCAACAAGGUCACAUAGUUCAACAAGACUUAGAGCUGAUGGAAGAGGAUGAGGAUUCAUCAGAAAGUGAGUCACACACAGAAAUGGAGGUUAGUGUUGACACUUCUGUGAUGGUGGAUGGCAGGGACCCAGGAGUCACAGAACACACUGGUGGUGAGGUAGAUGAGGAGGACACAGUGGUCACAGAGUGCACUAGUGCUACUGACUGCGCUGCAGUCCCAGAGUCUUCUCCAGACCUCCUUGAUGCUAAAGCUGUUGAGGACCUUGAAGAACACUGUGAUAGAAAAGGGAGAAAGCAGGAGGUUGAUACCAAAGAUACUGUAGUCAGAGAGGUUAUAAAAGACUCUGAGAAAGAACUAAAUGAGAAUCAGGAGGAUGCAGAGGAGAAUUCUGAGCUGGAGUUGAUGUUGUCCUCCUUUGUGAACACAGCAACAGACGAUAAGGAUCAAUAAUAAUAUCUCUUGUACAAAACCAUUGUAACACCUAGACCUGGAGUUCAAAAGCAUAUGGAUAAUUGGAUAUGACAUUUGA
This is a messenger RNA of Ylistrum balloti, 2665 nucleotides long. RefSeq names its product proline-, glutamic acid- and leucine-rich protein 1-like. The coding region runs from base 1 to 2586 and encodes 861 amino acids. The record is from RefSeq and is a predicted model, not a curated record. Gene Ontology annotation, biological process: rRNA processing. The transcript has 17 exons. NCBI's taxonomy places the organism in Eukaryota, Metazoa, Mollusca, Bivalvia, Pectinida, Pectinidae. Gene Ontology annotation, cellular component: nucleus.